Uncinocarpus reesii 1704 is the source of this 855-nucleotide messenger RNA. RefSeq lists its product as uncharacterized. The transcript is spliced from 2 exons. Lineage: Eukaryota; Fungi; Ascomycota; Eurotiomycetes; Onygenales; Onygenaceae. The coding region runs from base 1 to 855 and encodes 284 amino acids. The record is from RefSeq and is a predicted model, not a curated record.
AUGGCCCCGCUCUCCCGCCAUCGGACUCUCCUCCUAACCCUCGACGCUUUCAACACCAUAUUUCACCCGCGCAGGCCAAUUCCUGCAAUAUACGCCGGUGUUGCACAAGACCUCGGCGUCAUUCCCUCCGACAUAUCCCACGACGUGGUCAAAACCGCUUUCAAGGCUGCCUUCAAGCACAAUAGCGCACAUUACCCAAACUAUGGCCGGGAUACACCCGGCUUUGGCGGACCCAAGGUAUGGUGGGGGAAUGUCAUCCGAGAAUGCUUUGCAAACGUCAAAGGGCGUGACAGCACUGUGAAUGAUAUACCGGAUCGCUUGGUGGAAACGCUGAUUGGUGUGUUUGAAGGGGACUCGGGAUAUAAACUGUACGACGAUGUAAUUCCGUUCUUCAAGAAGCUGCAGGCUUGGAAGGAUGCAAAAAGGUCUGGGAAUACUGGGAAAGAUUGGGAUCGAAUUGUCAUCGGAGUCGUUUCGAAUGCGGACGACAGGGUGCCAACGAUUCUACGGUCACUCGGCCUACACGUGGGGAGUGCGUGGGCAAAUAGCGGGGAGUUAUUGCCCACUGUUGAUAAGGCAUAUGGCGCGAUGGAGGGAGAGAACGACAUUGACUUUAUCGUGACGAGUUAUGAAGCCGGAAAAGAGAAGCCUCAUAAACAUAUUUUCGAUGUCGCUCGAAAACGGGCCGAAGAGCAUUUGAGGACAUGUGGUGCUGAUAUUGAUUGUCCAUUCCCCGCCGGAAAUGACCUUUGCGUCCAUGUUGGAGACGACUAUCACGAUGACUACGAAGGAGCAAGGAAUGCAGGUGCCAGAGCAGGCGCAGAAAACAGCCCACUCGAUUCCCGACCUAGAUAA